AUGGAGGAGGCCGCCGCCGCCGCCGCUGGCGAGUGCCGCCGGCGCAAGGCUCUGACCGCAAAGAAGAAACGCCCCGGCGUGAACCUGCUCCGCCUGGCGGUCUUCAUGGUCCGACUACGCUCUCCCCCUGGGGCAGCGCCGUCGCCGGCCGGCGGCGCCGCCAGCCCCAGAGGGAAAGGCCUCUGGAAGACCCUGGUGGCCGUCGUUCGCCUGUUGCACCCCGUCGGAGACCGCGGCGGCGCUAUGCUGCUCCCCACUGGAACCUCCUCAGCGCCGCCCACUCCGCCGUCGCCCUCCGCCUCGGAGGACUCGCAGAGCGGCUGGACCAGCAGGUACCCGUCGGCGGCGGACCUCCGGGAGCUCGCCGACAGCGAGAGCGACGAAGAAGCCGACGGCGGCGGCGGCGGCGGAGCACCGCACUCCAUCGAUCUCAGGGCGGAGGAGUUUAUCGCCAGGUUCUACGAGCAGAUGAGGCUCCAGCAAUUGGAUUCCCUCAACGCAGACCCCGUCGAGCCCUAUUGUCGUUCUUCAGCAGGUACUCAUUCCUAG
Spirodela intermedia is the source of this 549-nucleotide messenger RNA. The record is from the annotation of a GenBank genome assembly. NCBI's taxonomy places the organism in Eukaryota, Viridiplantae, Streptophyta, Magnoliopsida, Alismatales, Araceae.